AGACGCUUUAUCCCCCUGGUUUUUGGGAAAGCAAGAAUGGCGCAACUUGGAGUCCCAUUGAAGUUACAGUCACACAAACUCUCUCACGCUCACACUCACAUCCCUUUCUUCUCCUCUAACUCUCUUUCGCACCUUCCCCUUCGCACCUUCACUCCCUCUCGUUUUCACCCCUUGAUCUUAUCAACGCUUCGUUUCCGCACUUUCACACCAUGCAACACCAACAAAUCAGAUAUUAUGUCGCAGCUGGAACUCGGGAAACCCGAACACCAAAUGGGGAAACCCGAGAAACGAGUCAACGGCAUAUUCUGGCUCAUUCUCCUCAACAUUGCCAUAUUCGUCGCUGACCAUUUUUUUCAGGUUAACAGCAUCAAGGCUUUGUACUUGUACCACAAUUGGCCUGCUUGGUACCAGUUUGUCACAGCAACAUUUUGUCACGCUAAUUGGAAGCAUCUUUCUAGCAACCUUUUCUUCUUGUACAUUUUUGGAAAGCUUGUUGAAGAAGAGGAAGGGAACUUUGCUUUGUGGCUUUCUUACAUUCUUACAGGUGUUGGAGCAAACCUUGUUUCAUGGUUGGUUUUACCAAGAAAUGCAGUUUCUGUUGGAGCUUCCGGUGCUGUUUUUGGGUUGUUUACUAUCAGUGUUUUUGUAAAGAUGUCCUGGGAUUGGAGGAAGAUUCUUGAAGUGCUUAUAUUGGGUCAGUUUGUCAUAGAGAAGGUCAUGGAAGCAGCCCAAGCUUCAACAUCGUUAUCAGGAACCUUUCAUGGAGGCUACUCAUUGCAAAGUGUCAAUCAUAUUGCACAUCUAUCUGGUGCUCUUGUUGGUGUGCUUUUGGUUUGGCUCCUUAGCAAAGUUCCUUCUGAUCCUUCAGUUUGAUAAUUCACUUCUAGCUCUUGACAACAGGCCAAACUACAGAUGUAUAUAUACCUGUGCUCAACCAAUAUUUCAAAUCACUAGUGUCAUAUGUUUUGCUGCUUUUGUUACUGUUGAUAUUCAGCGUCUAAAUAAAAGGAAUAUAUCAAUUGUAAGGGUAUUGUCAAGAACGCUUACUGCAGUCUUUAAUUGACAAAGGUUCUGUUUAAGUUUAUUUAAUGUCUAUAGAAUUGCAUAUAG
Messenger RNA from Abrus precatorius (Indian licorice), 1110 nucleotides. RefSeq names its product rhomboid-like protein 11, chloroplastic. The transcript has 7 exons. Bases 37 to 873 code for a protein of 278 amino acids. The record is from RefSeq and is a predicted model, not a curated record. Gene Ontology annotation, cellular component: membrane. Lineage: Eukaryota; Viridiplantae; Streptophyta; Magnoliopsida; Fabales; Fabaceae. Gene Ontology annotation, molecular function: serine-type endopeptidase activity.